Messenger RNA from Macrobrachium nipponense, 4793 nucleotides. RefSeq names its product AP-3 complex subunit mu-1-like (gene carmine). The transcript is spliced from 11 exons. The coding region runs from base 238 to 1491 and encodes 417 amino acids. Gene Ontology annotation, cellular component: cytoplasmic vesicle; clathrin adaptor complex. Gene Ontology annotation, biological process: intracellular protein transport; endocytosis. The record is from RefSeq and is a predicted model, not a curated record. NCBI's taxonomy places the organism in Eukaryota, Metazoa, Arthropoda, Malacostraca, Decapoda, Palaemonidae.
UAUAGAAUAAUUAAAUAUCGGCCUCUGGGGUGUCGCGAACGCCCGCAACCUAAGCUACAUUUGACAGCUGCCUUGUUGUCAUUUAAUUUUUGUGCCAGCAUCAAUAAAUACUAAAUUUGUAUCCUGCUUUAGGAAAAAAAACCGGAGAGUGAUUCUGAAUGUAGUCAUAGUUUAAAAUUGACUGAUUGGGAAAUACCGUUGAAAUUUCAUGACGUAAAUCUACAUAAAUCUUGAAUCAUGAUUCAUAGCCUGUUCAUUAUCAAUUCCUCAGGGGAUGUGUUUAUGGAGAAACACUGGAAGAGUGUUAUUCCACGCUCAAUAUGUGAUUACUUCUUUGAUGCCCAGAGGAAAGCUAACAGCAAUGAAGAUAUUCCACCUGUGAUCACAACCCCUCAUCACUACCUUAUAUCAGUGUUGCGAAGCAACUUGUUUUUCAUUGCAGUUUGUAUGACUGAAGUUCCUCCUCUCUUUGUUAUCGAGUUUCUUCACCGUGUAGUGGACACCUUUGAGGAUUAUUUUGGUGAAUGCACGGAAUCCAUCAUCAAAGAGCACUAUGUUGUUGUGUAUGAGUUACUGGAUGAGAUGCUAGAUAAUGGUUUCCCAUUAGCCACUGAAAGCAAUAUAUUGAAGGAACUGAUUAAACCUCCCAACAUUUUAAGGACCAUAGCAAACACUGUGACAGGAAAAUCUAAUGUCAGUGCCACCCUCCCCACGGGUCAACUGAGUAACGUACCAUGGCGGCGAUCAGGGGUCAAGUAUACAAAUAAUGAAGCUUACUUUGAUGUAACGGAAGAAGUAGAUGCCAUCAUUGAUAAAUCUGGUGUCACAGUAGCUGCUGAAAUCCAGGGAUAUAUUGAUUGCUGUAUCAAGCUAAGUGGCAUGCCUGACCUCACCUUGACAUUUGUCAACCCGCGGCUGUUUGAUGACGUUUCAUUCCACCCUUGUGUUAGGCUGAAGCGAUGGGAGUCCGAGCGAGUUCUGUCAUUCAUUCCCCCUGAUGGAAACUCCAGGCUUUUGUCUUACCACAUUGGAUCCCAGUCCGUUGUUGCCAUUCCAGUCUACAUCAGGCAUAAUAUUUCAUUUAGAGACGUGGGGGGAGGACGACUAGACAUCACUGUAGGGCCCAAACAAACAAUGGGUCGAGUAGUUGAAGGUGUUAUAUUAGAAGUUCCUAUGCCGAAAUGCGUAUUAAACUGCAAUUUGACUGUGAACCAGGGAAAAUAUACCUUUGACCCAGUGUCCAAGGUGUUACGGUGGGAUUUAGGUCGCAUUGAUCCAACUAAACUCCCUAACAUUCGGGGAAAUAUUAGUAUACAGAGUGGAUCCCCUCCUCCUGAAAGCAACCCACCAAUAAAUGUACAGUUUACAAUCACACAGCUUGCGGUAUCAGGUUUAAAAGUCAAUCGCUUAGACAUUUAUGGAGAGAAGUACAAACCUUUCAAGGGAGUUAAGUAUAUUACCAAAGCUGGCCGCUUCCAGGUGCGAACUUGAGGUAUCUGUUGAGUAAUAGAGUCCUUUAAGAUUUUACUUCAAAUUAUUUUCAUAACUUAGGAGGAAGAAUUGCUAGGAUACUCAAAGGUGCAGCAUCAUCAUACACAUGACAGUGUCACAUUAAUGCUAAAUUUGUAUUGUUUGUGAAUUUUUCCUUUGUAUGUGUGCCUUAAUUUGUCAUUCAAGUAUUGUGCUGUUAUUUAUAAGGUGAAUAGCUAGUAGAGUAUAAAUAGCAAAACACCAUUACCAAAAAGGAACACUAUUUUGUCUUUUUUAUUAUAUUAAAGAUGAUUAUGUAUAGCAUAAUAUUUUUCCCAAAAACUGCAAUGUUCACAUUCCUGAACCUAGUGUGGUUUUGCAGAAUUACGUAUUUGUUUAAUUCAUAAGGCAUUCAUUAUAGUUCCCAUGAUAUACAGAUAUAUUUAUGUAUAAAAUAUCAGUUUGGGAAAUGUAGUUACAUUUCAAAGAUUUAGGGGAAAUUUGUUUCAGUUUAAUUGUUUUAGUGUAACUUGGCAGAUUUAUUAUUUAUUCCAGGAAGUGUUUUGGACACUUAUAGGGAAUUACUGUUUAAAUUAAAUUUACUGAAUACUGAUUAUUAUAAUUGUCCAGUAACCCAACUACCCAUCAUUAGGCAAUGACUAAAAAAUCCUCCUGUUCAUAAAUCUUUGCAACCUUGAACAACUGGAAGUCACUUGCUUGUGGUCUCCUAUAAUAUUGUUGCUGAGGUAUGAUAUAUUUUGUAAUGAGAGAAUUAUCAUAUACAAAAAGUUGUGUGCAAAAACUCAACUGCCUUCCCAGUUAGUAAGCCCUACGAUUCAUUGUUAGGAAGAGUUUUUGGAAGUGGGAGAUGAUAGUUGAGAAAAGCGGGAGAGAAUUUAUGAAAAGCAAAUUGAUUGUAAAAAGUCAGCUGAAAAAAUUUGAUCAUGAAAAUGGGAACAAGGGAUAGAAUAUAUUAACACAGUGGAUUAGCAUUGAGGAAUUGUUAGGAAUCAGCUUCAGCUAUUAUGUAAAAAAAUGGAUUAUAAAAGUUAAUCUAGUUGUGUAGGACACUUUGCUAACAGGUAUAUUUACCAAACCCUGUCAGAGCGCCUCAGUGGCAAGUGGCAUGGUUGAUAUGGUGUUUGCGUUCCAGAGGUCGCGGGUUCGAUUCUCGGCCAUUCCAUUGAGGAGUGAGAGAUGUGAAUUUCUGGUGACAGAAGUUCACUCUCGACGUGGUUCGGAAGUCACGUAAAGCCGUUGGUCCCGUUGCUGAAUAACCACUGGUUCCAUGCAACGUAAAGCACCAUACAAACAAACAAACAAACCCUGUCAUGAUGAUAGAAAUGUUUGUAGUUAUACAGAAUACUAUUAAGUGGCCAAGAUGUCUGAGGGGGUAAACGUCAAUGAAUUCUUUAUUUGCCAAAUUCUGUAUGUGACAUAUUUUGAAAAGGAAAUUUUUGUUGAUGAAUUAUGCUUGUGAAAACUCCAUGGUCCUAAUUACAUUUUUAUUUAAUUUUAAUUUCUUAAAUGUUUAACUUCUUUAACUGCUUCCGUUUUCCUAAAAUGCAAGAAUAAAUAAUUUUGGCAGACCUUGGGACUCAGUUGUCUCCUUAAUAGACUUUAUAUGAUAAUAAUGAUGACAGUAACAAGGUUCUAACCUAAGAAUCACUGCUUGUUAGCUUAAACUGUGUAUAAUAUCAUCAGAAAACCCUGGCUUAAUGUUCAUUUUGCUGAAACUUAAUUUGUUGGUCUUGAAUCCCCAUCUUUUAAGAUUACUGAGAGUAAAUUUGGUGUAGAUAUGACCUCCCCCUGGUAUAAUUUUGCAGAAAAGAUGGGUAGUUGGUAUUAUUAGGAUACUUUAGAUUAUAAAAUAGAAUUUUUUGUGUGCAGCAGUCAAGUCGAUGCUUCAUUUUUAUUAAGUUUCAGAAUUUAGAUAACUGAUCUUUUUCAAAGAUCAGGCAACUAAUGAUGAUUGGUUGUUCUAAAAUGUUUGUGAUUUGCUUUGCAUUAAGGUUUUUCCUAUGAAAACUGUCAAAUUUUUUGCUUCUGACAUUAAAUAUUGUGCUUAAAUAUGCUUUCUUAACUAUUUUGCUUCACUGGUACAGUUGUUAAAAUCUAUUAAUAUUCUUUACUCAACGUUGAACAGCAUUACCUUUAUAGAAAAAGUAUUAGUUCCAUGAUAGUAUUCCUAAUACUAACAUCUCAAAAUGAUGAUUUUCUAUCUUGUACAUUAUUUCUUUUUAAUUGUACCUUUAAGAUAGUAUAUGUUUAUGUGAAGCUUCAUGUGUUGAACCUUCUCUGCAAAUCAUUAAGUUACAAUUCUUUUAGAAUAUUGACUUCAGUAUUUGGAUAUCAGCAAGUUAGCGCUUGAUACAUGGAACACUAUUCCACUUGUAUGUUUUAUACAUUACUAAUUUUUUCAGAAAAUAGCAUCUUAUUGCAGUUGACUGCUAUGUGAAAAGUUUAAGUUGACCAUUUUGAUGAGGUAAGCAUUGUUAAAUAAACCUAGAUAUUACAAACACAGCGUAAAUAACUGAUAGAACUCUCUUUAUUCCCUGUGUGUUACUUUCUUACUUGUUACUUACAUUUGCUACUUGUCAAAGCCAUUAUGAAGCCAUGCUGUCAUGAAAUAUGCUUUGUAUGCACCCAACCUCAGGUUUUUAUAAUCAGGUUGAAUUUAUUGUUAUGUAGAUAAAAUUUUAUUUGCAGAAAUAACUUGGUUUUCUCAUGGUUGUUUUGCUUAAUCAUUUUUAAUUCUUUGCUUGUCCAUAUAAUAUUUGCUUGUAUCAUUUUGCUGGAAAAUGCUAUAGUGUAACUUUAAAAUGAAUAAUCUUAAAUUCAAGCUUUUUGGUUUUACUUUUCUUUUUUUAUUGUUUUUAACCUAAAUGUUAUUACUUUGCAAAAUUCAGUUUCAUCCAAAGACAGGUGUUGGAACCUGAAUGAUCGUUUAGGCCAAUAAUUUCAUCUUAAGCAAUCCUCUUCAUGGGUAACGGUUAUAAAGGGAAACAUUCCAUAUCUGAGAAUUUGUUGCAGAAAGCUUAAAUGAUAAGAAUUUGUUGCCAAAAGCUUAAAUGACUUAUUUCCUUGUAUAAUAUUCCUGGGAAAGAGAGUGGAGUUACACCUAACAAUUCUUGACAAAAUCUCAUUCAAAUGCAUAUGUUGAUACUCAGAAGCACAAGAAAAACAUGAUAAUCCCAUUGUAGCAAAGGAAAUAUAUUCCUAUGAGUGUAAAUAGUGAGGUAUGUUGUGGUCAAGAAUCUCAGCUGUUGGUAUUUUGCAUAUGUUUGGUUUAUAUUGAAUAAAGAGUUUAAUGGAGCCAGUAA